Fundulus heteroclitus (mummichog) is the source of this 5097-nucleotide messenger RNA. It is a transcript of the gene slc9a7, whose product is annotated as solute carrier family 9 member 7. Lineage: Eukaryota; Metazoa; Chordata; Actinopteri; Cyprinodontiformes; Fundulidae. Gene Ontology annotation, biological process: sodium ion transport; proton transmembrane transport; regulation of pH. Gene Ontology annotation, molecular function: sodium:proton antiporter activity. Gene Ontology annotation, cellular component: membrane; recycling endosome. The record is from RefSeq and is a predicted model, not a curated record.
CUGAGUGUGCGCUGUUCUUCCAGCUGUGACAUGGCAAAGAGGUUGCUGCGUGCGCUCCUCUCGGCAGCCUCAUCCUAAAGCCACCGACGCUCCCCGGUACGCAGCACCGGAGCACGAUGGCGCCGAGGAUGCUGCUCUGGCUCUUACUGAGCGCGGUGUCGGGACUCAAGGCGGAGGACGGCGGAAUGGUGGAGGAACUUGUAACCGAGAAGGAGGCAGAGGAAAGUCACCGACAGGACAGCGUCAAUUUGCUGACAUUCAUCUCGCUGCUGACGCUCACCAUUCUCACCAUUUGGCUGUUCAAGCACAGACGGGUUCGCUUCCUGCACGAAACCGGGCUGGCAAUGAUUUACGGUUUGCUGGUCGGUGUGAUCCUGCGUUACGGCAUUCCUGCCACCAGCUACCACAACAAGACUCCUACGAAAUGCUCGCUGAAGCAAGGACCUUCCAGCACCCUGCUGCUUAAUGUCAGUGGCAAGUUCUUCGAGUACACAUACAAAGGGGAGAUCAACAUCCGAGAGAUUCACAACGUGGAGCAGAAUGACAUGCUGCGCCAGGUGACCUUUGACCCCGAGGUUUUCUUUAACAUCUUGCUCCCUCCGAUUAUUUUCCACGCUGGGUACAGUCUGAAGAAGAGACACUUCUUCAGGAAUCUGGGCUCCAUCAUUACCUAUGCCUUUCUCGGCACUGCAAUCUCAUGCUUUGUUAUUGGGAAUCUGAUGUACGGCGUGGUGAAGCUGAUGAGGGCGGUCGGACAGCUGACUGAUAAGUUCUACUACACUGACUGCCUUUUCUUUGGGGCCAUAAUCUCGGCCACGGACCCAGUGACUGUAUUGGCCAUAUUCAAUGAGCUCCAUGCCGAUGGGGAUCUCUAUGCUCUGCUGUUCGGAGAGAGUGUUAUGAACGAUGCUGUGGCCAUUGUGCUGUCCUCCUCCAUCAUGGCCUACCAACCCGCUGGUGCAAAUACACACAUGUUUGAUGCCUCUGCCUUUUUUAAAUCGGUGGGAAUUUUCCUGGGGAUUUUCAGCGGCUCCUUUGUGAUGGGGGCAGCCACGGGUGUCUUCACGGCUCUCGUCACCAAGUUCACCAAGUUGCACUGCUUCCCUCUGCUGGAGACGGCCCUCUUCUUCCUCAUGUCCUGGAGCACCUUCCUGCUAGCGGAGGCCUGCGGGUUCACCGGUGUCGUGGCCGUGCUGUUCUGCGGCAUCACGCAGGCUCACUACACGUACAACAAUCUCUCUGAGGAGUCCACAAAACGCACCAAGCAGCUCUUUGAGGUUCUUCACUUCCUGGCUGAGAAUUUCAUCUUCUCAUACAUGGGCUUGGCUCUGUUCACGUUCCAGAAGCACAUUUUCAGCCCAAUCUUCAUUAUUGGAGCUUUUAUGGCCAUAUUUAUUGCCAGAGGUCUCAACAUUUACCCGCUGUCCUUCCUCCUCAACCUCGGUCGAAGAGACAAGAUCAGGGGAAACAUUCAGCACAUGAUGAUGUUUGCAGGAUUACGCGGGGCGAUGGCAUUUGCCUUAGCCAUCCGGGACACUGCCACCUACGCCCGGCAGAUGAUGUUUACCACUACGCUGCUUAUUGUCUUCUUCACGGUCUGGGUGUUCGGUGGGGGAACCACACCCAUGCUUUCCUGGCUGCACAUCAGAUUUGGAAACGGCAAAAGGUUUCAGGACGAGCGCUGUCGGCACGGAAAGUGGGAAUACUCCAGGGUUGGUGUGGAUCCAGAUCAAGACCUGCAGCCCUCUGCAGACAGCUUCCAAGUCCUCCAGGGGGACGGCACCCGGGAUGAGGGCCAAAGCAAAACCAAACAAGAGAGUGCUUGGCUCUUCAGGCACUGGUAUACAUUCGAUCACAAUUACCUCAAGCCCAUUUUGACACACAGCGGUCCACCUCUCACCUCCACUCUGCCCAGCUACUGCGCCACCAGUCCCCGGGCAUAUGAAAACCAGGAGCAGCUAAGGGACCCCGACACUGACUUGAUGCACAACGACGCCGACCUGACCUUCACGUUUGGUGACACCGCCAUCACAGCCAACGGGGCGUCCACCAGCAGGUCGGAUGCCGCCGGGGGGUCGGGCUGGAGCGCAAAUGGAAAAAGGAGCGGCAGCACAUCAGAGGAGGCCCUGGAGCGGGAGCUGGACUCCCGUGAGCAGGAGCUGCUGAGCCGAGGCACACGCCUGGUUUUCCCCAUGGAGGACCACGUCUGACCCUGCCUGACCACCCGCCCUGUCUGAACUUCCACCUUCCCUGGCCUGACCCCCACCGAGACGAUCUCGCCAUCAGCUCUUUCCAGUUCCAUGCAGGCAGAGUGCCCAGCCCUUCAAAGAUAAGACAGAUCAGAGAGAUGGGAGCUGACAGCAGGGAAGGGUUCAUUGCGACCCGUGGCUCUCUCAAAGCCAGGGAGCAGAGCUCCAGGAGCGUUUCAUCCUCAUUAGAUAGGGAGUUUAUUCCAAAGAAGACACAAUACCCCUGUGGUGUAGAGGGACACUUCUUCAGACCGUGUUCUCUGCAGAAGAAGACAAACGUUUUUGACAGGGCACGGAAAUUGUGUAUACCCCCAACACUGUGGUUGCGCUGGAUAGGAAGCUGGGUCACACUUUGUGAUGUGGCCAGUUUGUCUUCACAGUUUAUCCAUCGGCAUUAACCAACCACAAAAAACAACUUUGACUAAAAGUUCUGGGGUAAAGGUCUACCUGAUGACAUUUACUGAUGAACAACAGUUUCUGGUAGGCUUGUGAAAUCAUUGCUGUUGAGGACUUAAGCAAAGAGGGAAGGCAUUUUCCUCUCAGCCACUUCAACUUUAAGAUGGUUUAAUAAUACUAGCAUGUAAAUAACUACAGUACUGGAAUUUGUUUCUCUUUGGUUGAGGCCAUUAACACUCGGCUGCAGACAGUAUGUGAACAUCUGCUCUUUCAAAUGACCUGGAUCGUGUUUUGUGUUAAAUUGUAUCUCAUGACACAACUUGAUGCCGCUGACGUCUCUAGAUUCCAUUUAGGAAUAAAAAAAGGGCAUGAGGAUUUGCACUCUAACAAGGUUAAUAACCAGCUUACAAAGUGAAGUAAAGAGCUGGCCAUUGUAGCGUUCCAUCUCAGCAUUGUGUACUGAUGUAUUGAAUUUUUUUGAAACGCCUAUUACAGUCGCAAAAUAUAACAAAAUACGCAAUCUUUACAUAGUGGAUAUUAAAAGUUCUAAGUGUUGACGAAUUAUAUUCAUAAGAAGUUAAAUUAUUUUCAGUUUUUUUAGCUUAACAGCUUUUUAGUUGGACCUUUUUGCAAUUGCUGCAGGGUUAACAUUACCGUGAAGACACUUUUUUUUUUCUUCCUUUUAAACUGAUCACUUUAAGACCAAAAAUCUGCAGCAAAUAAAAACCUUCAAACCAAGCUGAGACCAACAAAGGUUUGACACAUAAUGUCCUAAAAACAUUGACUUUUUAGAUUUAUCAGAACGAUGAACUUAAAAUCCAGGAGCUGGGGAAGAGCUAGCUUGAAUUAGCUUAGAAAGCAUCUUUAAUAAUUAACAUGUAGGUAGUUUGUUUCAACUGUAUGCAAAUAUAGACAAAAUUAGUAAGCAGGGUUAGUUUUUGGAUGUUCUUGUACAGAUUUCACAGAAAGUUAAAGUGCUUUAAAGUGGAAACAAGAAUUUUGCAACAGGUUUACCCCUAGCAUGCGACCUAGCUUAAAAUCGGCCUAGUCUUCAACAAGCAGGUUAUGUAACAUUAAAAACAGAACCCAUUGUUAUUUCGGCCUAUAUAAACACAGAUGUUUUGAAGGAAAGAAUAUUCAUUUUAGACUUAUUUUUGAGUUUUUUAAUUUAUUUUUUUAUUAAGGGUUGGGCUGUAGGUUUAAUUUAAGAAAUCUUAGUCCAUUAAACCUUGGUUGAAAAUGAUGUAUCAGGUCAAAAGUGUUAUUCGAAGUAAUGGCUAAAACAAAGCUAGCUGUCUCCCUAUAUUUUCUUUAGACUAAGCUAACCCUGUUAGCCUAAGUAGCUGUACGCGCACGUGGAAAAAGAACAAAAAGGGUCUAUAAGUCUAUAAAUAAAUCUUGUGUAUCUUUUAUAAAUACUAAAAAACAAGACAGUAAAUGUCAAACAGUUGAUUUACAGUUAAUAUAUUUAUGCUAACCUACUAAUUUUUCCUACGAUGUAUUGCUUUUUUUUGCUAACCAAAAGAUGUCCACUAUAAAUAAAUGGAACCAAAUGAUGUUCUUCGGGGCAUUUACAAUGAGAAUGUUCCCCAGUUUGUCAAAUGAAUGCAUGUGGAAUUCAAAAUUGGAUUGUGUUUAAAUUUGGCACAGUGGCUUACUCGUUGCCCAACUCCUACAUCAUUGCUCUGUCAAAACAAAUCCCAAAACAUAACAAAACUCUCAAUACCUUCAUAUAAAUACUCAUUUUAGAUCUCAGAAAAAGAGUUUUCACACUUAAUUUAACAUCUCAGGGCUCCUUUAUACUAUUUUAGCUUACAGUAUAUAAUUACUACUAUAUCUGUUGUGCUUUGAUUGAAUUCUUCCUCCUACGCAUCUUUACUAUCAGCAAAAAAUCAAUCAUAUUUCCAUAUUUUCCUUCUGAAGAUGGGAUGGAGCUUAAAUCUCCUACUUCCCUUAACAAUGUGACCAACAGUUUGUGUUGAUGCACUCUUGGCACUUUACGGCCAGCGUAGGAGCUGGAUGAAGGACAUUAGUUUUCCCUCUUACACCUACGAUAACUAAGCUGCUUCCUGUUUUGUAUUUGCCACACAGCCCCGUGGAGCCCUUUAAAUCCACCUUUCCGACAUCACCAAAUUGUAUUUAUGCAUGAGUACACUGGGGCAAGUGUGAAAGGCAUGACUGUCGGAGUUGAAGCUGAGGCUUUUUACACGAGGGACAGUCUCGAGCAAGUUUUAUGGGCCAACGGGGACCUCCAGGAGGAAAUGAAUCUAGUAAAGUAAGCUGCUGCCAGGCUGUAUACAGAACAGGCCAUUGAAACUCGGCUGUUGGGAGACGCGCUGUGAAGCAGACUAAUGGCAGUCUUCACAGUCUGGAAGUUGUGUGCGCCUGUGAAAGCUUGUAUGUACAAUUUAAAUGGUCGCUUGUUCAUCAUUAUUAAACACUGCGAAUGCUU